Messenger RNA from Pomacea canaliculata, 4276 nucleotides. Its product is annotated as receptor-type tyrosine-protein phosphatase kappa-like. Lineage: Eukaryota; Metazoa; Mollusca; Gastropoda; Architaenioglossa; Ampullariidae. Gene Ontology annotation, biological process: protein dephosphorylation. The record is from RefSeq and is a predicted model, not a curated record. The transcript is spliced from 26 exons. Gene Ontology annotation, molecular function: protein tyrosine phosphatase activity. The coding region runs from base 54 to 3566 and encodes 1170 amino acids.
UGAAAUGUCUCUAAAGUACCAGGAAGUUUAAACGAAGGUUGGGUGUCUGUAAGAUGGCGGGUUGUGUGUUGAUGUGGACUGUAACACUGUGUGUGUUUGUCGACGCUCAGCUUGGUCAAAUGAUUAACAUCGCUUUCAACAAAGCGUGCAGUAUUAGUUCCCGGUAUGCAGAGAAUGGCAAAUCAUCUGGAGACUGCUCUGCCGCUAUCAAUGGAAACACAGACACAAAUUUCGACCUCUGGGCAAGACCACCCAACUGUAUCCACACUGCAACAAACGACCACAAUCCUCUGUGGUGGGUGGAUCUGGGACGAAACUUUUCCUUGCACUCAAUCAUCAUCUACGGACGCAGAAACAAUAUACAAAGAAUGAACUGUGUUGAAGUAUCACUCGAUGGAGAACACGUGUACACGUUUUCGUGUACGGGUACAGUGGAUGUGACCACCGUCAUUGAUCUCAGUCCGCCUCGACAUGGACGAGUGGUGACCAUCACUAGAAACUAUACAACACCAGGCGAUUAUUCACCAUUUUUAAACAUAUGCGAAGUCCAAAUCUGGGUGUGUAAGGUCGGAUGGUGGGGCAGUGACUGUCAAACUCAGUGCAGUCAAACGUGUCAACACGCAGGUGAUGAUACCAGGGAAGAUAAUUACUGCGACUCAGACAAUGGUGCUUGUGUUAAAGGUUGCGUGCCGGGAUCCUGGGGAGAGAACUGUACACAUACCUGUGGAGUAGGCUGUGGCGACGGUUGUUCAGCAAGUUACUACAACAUGUCUAACGACUGUCACAACACCUGUGAUGAAGGAUGUAACAACACAUGUAGCAGGACUGACGGAGCAUGUCAGUGUCGGCGAGGAUGGCAGCUUCCUCUGUGUCAACAAUGCUCAGACGGUUAUUACAAUGAGUCUAACGACUGUCAAAACACCUGUGGUGGAGGAUGUCAUGACACAUGUAACAAGACUGACGGGACAUGUCAGUGUCGGCAAGGAUGGCAGCCUCCUCUGUGUCAACAUUGCAUGGAAGGUCACUACAGCGAGUCUAACGACUGUCAAAACACCUGUGGUGGAGGAUGUAAUGACACCUGCAGCAGGACUGACGGGACAUGUCUGUGUCAGUCAGGAUGGCAGCCUCCUCUCUGCCAAUUGGAAAUGAAGUCCGAUUCAAACAGUCUUUCUGUAGGUGUCAUCGCUGGACCUGUCGUGGCAGUGGUUGUUGCUUCUGUCGUCGUAGUGAUCAUCGUUAUGUGGCUCAGGAGUCGACGACAGCACAAAGGAAGCCAGCCUGAACGAUCACGACAUCAUUACACAUCAUCCUGGAAUAACCAACAAGAACUCUCAAUGUCUAAUCCAGGAAAUGAAGCAGCAUACGAAGGUAUUUCAGCGGCCAAUGCAAAACAGGGUAGCAAACCAACAGUAGCUGUCAAGCCGCAGACGCACACCACACCUGUGGACAAAGUAGGGGACAUACAUAUCAACCAUAACUUGUCUGAAGAACAGUCGCAUGACAGUCAGUAUGUCCUGAACACUAUAUACAGUGAAUAUUCUGGUAAUGGAAAUACUUCAGGAGCAGUGACUAAUACAGAUAAUUUAGCCAACGGAAGUAGGGCAAAAGGACAAGUUACAGGGCCAGGUACAACACAGGGGCCUGUUGUACAAAACAAAAACGCAGAGAAAAACAUCUAUGAAAAUGUCAAGAUGAAGACAAAUUCCCUCACAAAGUCUAAAGACAGACAGUCCAAGCCACCACGUACAAAAUCAGAUGAUGACAUUACAAACGCUACAGACGACGAAGGAGAGGACAUCUACAACACAGAGGACAUCUACGCCUCCUAUCGGUCACUUGAGCCCUCAUCAAUACUCGAUGACUUCCAGAAGUCGUUGCUGGCGAGUCUUGUGUCUGGAAGACUUGGAACAGAGUUUGCGGAAUUUUCCAAAGAGAUGCAGCACCCACACGAAGUCGCUUCCAUGCCUGAAAAUUCCAAAAAGAAUCGCUUUAAGGCGUUAUGUGCUUACGACCAUUCCAGAGUUGUCCUCCACAGACCAAAAGGAGACAAGAAUACAGACUAUAUCAACGCAAACUACAUAAAGGGAUGCCUUAAGGAAAAAGGAUACAUAGCCACACAAGGUCCACGCGCAAACACGAUCGCUGACCUGUGGUGGAUGGUGUGGCAGGAGAACACCAAGCAGAUUAUUAUGCUGUCCAACCUCAUCGAAGGUGGGAAGAACAAGUGUGAGGAGUACUGGCCACAAGUCGGCACCAAGAAGACAUACGGUCACGUGACAGUGACAGCCUUGAAAGUAGACACGAGGGCAGACUUCAUCAUCCGUUACUUUUCCUUGGAAACAAAAAAGGGUGGUGAACAGAGGACGGUAUCUCAGUAUCACUACCUGGUGUGGCCUGACCACGGGGUGCCGUCCACCCUCUCGUUGGUCAACUUCUGGCGCUACGUCCGAACACGGGCACAAGGUGGCAUACCUGUCGUUCACUGCAGCGCUGGCGUUGGACGAACCGGCACGUACAUCGCCUUAGACAUCGCCUCUGACCUGAGGUCACGUGGACGUGAUGUAAACGUCAAGGAAAUCGUCAGCAGACUACGUGAAGACAGAACACUUAUGGUCCAGACGGAAGCUCAGUACAAGUUCCUCCAUGAAGCCAUCCUAGAAGAACAUACCAGCCGUACAUCCAGGAUGACCUUUGACCAGUUUGACAAUGCGUUUCCUGAUACCAUCAAUAUUUACAGGGAGUCGCGGGUAGACAAAGAAUUUAAGAUGUUAAAUCAGAUGGGAGAGUUCGUUGCAAAACCAAAAUACGGACUAGCUGCUUCUAAAGAGAACAUUCAUAAAAACCGGAGUAAAGAAUCUCUGCCAGACGAUGAUCAUUUGGAGUAUCUCACGGACUACGUGCCUGGCAGAAACCAGUACAUCAACGCCGUCCACAUGUCGUCGUUUAGGAAAUCACAAGGGCUGAUCCUGACUCAACUCCCCUUGCCGUACACCGUGGUGGACUUGUGGCGUCUGGUUGAUGGACGGGACGUCAAGACGAUUGUUUCUCUUGGACACAAGGACCAGAGUCAAUUUGUCGAGAAUUAUUGUCGCUACUGGCCUGGUACAGACAAGGACACACUGAAGGCUGGGCCAUACUCCAUCAGCUUAACUUCUUCCUCUGCACUUGGAGAUCAUCUCACCUGCUACAACCUGUCCCUCACCACAAAGGCAUCGAAGGAUAAAACAGUCCGAGUUCUUUACUACGAGGACUGGGCAGACCUAGUGCCAGGUAGGGUCUCAGACAUUCUUCAGCUGACAGACAUUUUGGAAUCAUGGCAUGUUGAAGAGGAUUCCUCACCUAUAGUUGUACAGUGCAGUGACGGUAUGACAAGAAGCGGCAUGUUCUGUGCACUGUAUGACGUCAUCAACCGGGCCAGGUAUGACCAGGAGAUAGAUGUCUACCUACCUGUGAGACAGGUUCGAACUGUCAGACAGCAGGCUAUUACUUCACAGGUACAGUAUCGUUACUGUUACCAGGCUGCACAAGAGUGCAAACGUCAGCAUAGUAUUUAUCAGAACACGUGACCAGUUCAUUCCCUCUAUGACGUCCAUUCACAUGAGGUUAUAGAAAGAAAUGAGUAUCCAGCAGCAAGCGGGAAAAAAGUUGUUCGAUCUGGACUUUCUGAGGACGAGGAUGAUGGUUUUAAAGAGAAACGGGUUUUUAUUUUAUUUUAUUAGGUCGUGUUGUGCCUUCUUACUUCAGGAAAAAAAUGACACAUUGUACUUGUACAGUGAUUUAAACUCUGUGCAUGGUGACAGAAAUAUGUGUGCUACUUACCAACACAUCCAUAAGUACUGUUAUAUGAAGCACACAGUGUCAUGUACCUAUGGUUUGUAAAUGUGAGUAGAUUGUGCUCCUGCUGAUGGAACUACAAAGUAUGUCUCUUAGAAAAUGAUGAUUUGAUGGUCCGUAUCCUUUAAACCAAGACCUAUCAAUAUAUCAAUAAAUCAUUGCACAGCUGACGAGAUGUUUUUAUCUACAAAUAAUAUUAAGCCAUUAUUGUAUAUGUCUUUAUAGAAGUAAGUCUAAACUUUGAGAAGUAUUUUAUUUAAUAGUGCAUAAAGGAUAAAAAUAACAGUUGUUAUGUUGUGUAAAUAGGUUUUUUUUAUAUUUGAAUCAAAAUGUAUAGUUAGCCGAAAGUCACUUUUUGAUCAAGUGAUGAUUUAUACAAUGUAUGUGAAGACAUAUCGAGAAAUUAAAAAGUAUUCUGUUAAAAAUUUUGUGGUUAGCAAAU